Molecule: messenger RNA, 8504 nt
Organism: Polypterus senegalus (gray bichir)
Lineage: Eukaryota; Metazoa; Chordata; Cladistia; Polypteriformes; Polypteridae
Gene: galnt13
Product: UDP-N-acetyl-alpha-D-galactosamine:polypeptide N-acetylgalactosaminyltransferase 13
Exons: 12
Coding region: 389-2062 (557 amino acids)
Cellular component (GO): Golgi apparatus
Source: RefSeq, a predicted model, not a curated record
UGUUGCAGAAGGCAGCUUUGCGUUUUCUUCGUUAUCUUUAAUUGUGUGGAAGUAGAACACGCGAGAUUUUGUUUGCUUCUGCAAAUUAAAUUACAUCAAGGUAGAUCAGUACGUUUUGUCAUCUUUUACGCUACCAUUAGUCCUAGUUUCGAAGCGAUGGCGGAAAGGCUGAGAUCCAAGUGUACGUCGUACAAGGACUGUCAAUCCUCUGCAGGGAAACGCUGUCUCUGGUCCCAUACGAGACCCUAAGUAUUUAUCCGAGCGAUGAAAAUUCUUCAGUCUUCAUGUGUCAUUGCUACUUUGUUGCCUUACCCCUACGUUGUAGUCCUUCUUCAGUUCAAACAAGUUGUUUACUUUUUGAAGUGCAGUUAACCCAUUCAUUUACAAAAUGAGAAGAUUUAUGUAUUGCAAGGUGGUCCUUGCUACCUCCUUAGUGUGGGUGCUAGUGGAUGUGUUUCUUCUACUAUACUUCAGCGAAUGCAACAAGUGUGAUGAGAAGAAAGACAGGUUGUUGCUUCCUGCUUUAAGAGCUGUUAUAUCAAGAACACAGGAAGGACCUGGAGAAAUGGGAAAAGCUGUCAUUAUUCCUAAAGACAAUCAGGAAAAAAUGAAAGAGCUAUUUAAAAUUAACCAGUUCAACCUCAUGGCCAGUGAUAUGAUUGCAAUGAAUAGAAGUCUGCCAGAUGUUAGGCUAGAGGGCUGCAAGACUAAGAUUUACAGUGAUGACCUCCCAAAUACUAGUGUUGUAAUAGUCUUUCACAAUGAGGCCUGGAGUACUUUACUUCGAACAGUUCACAGUGUCAUUAACCGAUCUCCAAGGCAUUUGCUUGAAGAAAUAUUGCUCGUGGAUGAUGCAAGUGAAAGAGAUUUUUUAAAAAGAAAACUGGAAAAUUAUGUUCGCAAUUUGGAGGUUCCAGUGAGAAUCAUUCGGAUGGAACAACGAUCUGGUUUAAUUCGUGCAAGACUUCGAGGAGCUGCUGCUACAAAAGGCCAAGUCAUCACUUUUUUAGAUGCACAUUGUGAAUGUACUGUGGGGUGGCUUGAGCCUUUAAUGGCAAGAAUUAAAGAGGACAGGAAAACCGUUGUUUGCCCCAUAAUUGAUGUGAUUAGCGAUGACACAUUUGAAUACAUGGCUGGGUCAGACAUGACAUAUGGAGGUUUUAACUGGAAGUUGAAUUUCCGCUGGUAUCCUGUGCCACCAAGAGAAAUGGACAGAAGAAAAGGUGAUCGAACUCUACCUGUCAGAACACCUACAAUGGCUGGUGGCUUAUUUUCAAUUGAUAGAAAUUAUUUUGAAGAAAUCGGAACAUAUGAUUCAGGAAUGGAUAUAUGGGGUGGUGAAAACUUAGAAAUGUCUUUUAGGAUUUGGCAGUGUGGGGGGUCCUUGGAAAUUGUUACAUGCUCUCAUGUUGGUCAUGUUUUCCGGAAAGCUACUCCAUACAGUUUUCCUGGAGGAACAGGUCAUGUCAUCAAUAAAAAUAACAGACGACUGGCUGAAGUCUGGAUGGAUGAAUUUAAAGACUUCUUUUACAUCAUAUCACCAGGUGUAGUUAAAGUAGAAUAUGGAGAUGUUUCAAUACGGAAAGCUCUACGAGACAGACUUCAGUGCAAACCAUUUUCAUGGUACCUUGAGAAUAUUUAUCCAGAUUCACAGAUACCGAGAAGAUACUACUCACUUGGUGAAAUUAGAAAUGUGGAAACCAAUCAAUGUUUAGACAAUAUGGGAAGAAAGGAGAAUGAAAAAGUUGGCAUGUUCAACUGUCAUGGAAUGGGAGGAAACCAGGUCUUUUCUUAUACAGCUGACAAGGAGAUAAGAACAGAUGACCUGUGCCUGGAUGUUUCAAGACUUAAUGGUCCCAUUGUAAUGCUAAAAUGCCACCAUAUGAGAGGGAACCAGCUGUUUGAAUAUGAUGCACAGAUGCUGACACUUCGUCAUGUCAAUAGCAACCAGUGUCUAGAUGCCCCUUCUGAAGACGACAAAAUGGUCCCCACCCUGAGAGACUGCAGCAGCAGCAGUCGGUCACAGCAGUGGCUGCUUCGAAAUAUGACGUUGAGCUCUUGAAGUUCAUCAGUGACUGUAGCGAAUGAAAUCCCUCCACUUCAUCUCCACAGUGCUUUUGAGCUGAACACUUACUAUGUAUACUGUCCUUCUUGAAAACCGAAAAUUGCCUGAAAAGGAGAUAAACACUAGUAGCUCAAAUCAACUGUAGCAGUGCUUUGUGCAUUUGUGAUAAAUCAAAAGGAGAAGCGGUUUAUUACGAGGAUGAAACAGUGAAUUCUAAAUACUGUUUAAUAGACAAGAGCAUACUGGAUUGGUCUGACAGAUUAGGUAAUGAUAUUCAUUACAACUUGGGAGAGAUCACACACUGUCUUGCCUUAAAAGAUUAACAAUAUACAAGAAGAGUGUCAGUGGCUUACCGUAGGCCAGUGUGGAGAGAACGAUGUAAGUUGUCUUAAAUUCACUUUCAAUUUUAAGGUUUAAUUAGUCAAUAAUGUGUAUUUUGUAAUAGAGUUACAAAUACACUCAUGCAAACAAAAAGUAUCUUACUUAUUGUAAUUUUAUUGAGGGCAUAAUUGUUUGGAUUUAUUGCUUUUUAAUGUAAGCCAUAUUUGUGUAAAACUAAAAAGGGGGGUUACAUUUUUCACAUUAGCUAUUUUGUUUCCAUGUGAUCCGUAUUGUACAGUGUUGCUCGUGUAAAGUCUAGUCACAGGUUGGCUGCAGGUCAUUUUCAUCUGCAGCCAACCCUCGUUGUUAGUGGAACUUUUCAUUCAAUUAGACAUUUUGUCUCAGCCCUCAAUGUCAGAUUUUGGACUUUUUAAUGUAGUUUGAGUCUAAUUUGGGCAUAUAAUUCAGACACGUGUGUUUUUAGUGCACAGAAGCCUCUUGGUUCUGUACAUUUUAUUCACUUUCUGGUUGAUAGUUUCCUUUUUCCUUAUCCAACAGGAAAUUAAGGGGGUAGCCGAUAGCUAAGGUACCUUGCCGCAUUUGUACCUGUAAGAAUGUAUUACAGAUUAAUUCUUUUGGUAAUUAUUUGAAAGAAGUGAAGGAAAAUAUUUGACGAUUCAGGGAAGUUAAUGUACUUUGGAAAAACUGAAAUCCAGACUGGUAGAAAUUUCUGAUUAGACGUAACUAAAGACGUAAUCUUUUUGACAUUUGGGCUCAUUAUGACUGGUACCAGAGCCACUGUCUCUGACCCCAAAUUAUUUUUAUUUUUUUACUUAUAUAAAGUUUAAGGUAGCUCCUUCACUUCACAGGAAUCCAACAUCAAUACCGUUCUUAGAUAUCUAAUAAGCAGCCCGCACCUUCCCAAAGCUACAGUAGUAUUAGAAGUUAUUCAUAUUUUUUGCUGUUUACAUUUUGAAAUGUAGCAAGUAACAAAAUAUCAUUACAUAAUAUUCAAUGUAGACUUUAUCCAGAAUUACCCAUUUUUUACUUCUGGGUUGUGAUGUAAGUAAUUGAAUUACACUGGUCAGCAACAGUUUUGUCCCAAGUAGUCUAUGCAUACUUUAAAUAUAAUGCUGAAUCCAAAUAUGAGAGCACCAUCUUAUUUUAGCACCAUUUAGCAUCAUCGCAGAAUAAUAUUAAUAAAUAAGUACAUAUUUUUCAAAUGUUAAUCAUUAUUACAUUAAAAAAAUUCUUAGUUCAUUAAUUUAGACUGUUGGCAAUGAACACAACAUGAAUGAGUUACACUUGUUCAUCGAUUCCUCAAAAGUCAGUUUGGAAGUUGUCCUUUCCCAUAACGGAAAUUAAUUCCCUUCUGUGUCUUUAGCAAACACUACUAAUGUGAAAGGGUAGUAUGAAAGCAUGAAGGAAUUUUUAGAAAACAUUCAGUAUUCAAAAAUAUUUAAGUGGAAUAUCUGUGGAGAUCCAAAGGAGAUUGCACUUUUUGUGAGUGGGACAGUAGGGACUAGAAGAGAAACUCUAUUCAAAAAGACAUACUUGUUUCAAGAAAAUGUGUCCCACUUAUUGACCCUAAGAAAGUGGACCUUUCUCCUCUGCCUAUCAAUCUUGGACUUAUGAAAAGCUUUGUUAAAGCAAUGGAUAAAACACGAACCGGAUUCACAUUGUUUAGAAAAAAAUGUCCCCAAAUCAGCGAUGCCAAGAUUAAGUUAUGGCAUUUUUGUAGGUUGUCAUUUCAAAAAAGUGUCAAGAGGUUUGAAGAAGAGUUGAAUGAAGUUGAGAAAGCUGCUGAGCAAAGCUUCAAAAGUGUCUGCACAAGCUUUAUUGGGAAAUUGUGAGUCUGAACACCAUCCAGAAGUAGCGAGUGACCUUCCCAAGUCAUGCCAAACAAUGGGGUGCAGUAUGUCACUGAAGGUUCAUUUCCCGGAGUCUUAACUGGACUUUUUACCAGAAAAGUUUUGUGUGGUCAGUGAUGAAUGAUUUCAUCAGAACAUUUCCAAAAUGCCAGAAGCAUUAACAAAGCAAGGGGAGGCCCAGUAUGCCAGCUGAUUACUGCUGGACUCCUAAAAGAGUUGUUCCUGAGGCGAAAUACAACGGAAAAUCAAAAACGUCAAAGUAGUAGAUGGUGCAUUUUCAUUUUAAUAUACAUGUAAUUAUAUUAUAUUCUCAAAUUUAACUUGCACACCUCUCUAAAACCUUUCGUGACAGAGAAAUUCUAAAGAAAAAAACAUAUUUGGAUUAAGCACAAACAAGUUGUAGGAAAAAAAAUAUAUAUACUUUUUUUGUUGACUAGUGUUAUUCUUAUAAAGUUUAUGUCCACUUGCAUACCCAAGAGACUAUACAUAAAUUAAUAAUAUGGUACGGGUAAAAUGUAACACAGAAUGAAAUGCAGCACAAGCAGAAAGUAUUGCAUUCAACGCCAUUAAAGAAAAAUGCAAUAUACACAAUUAAAUCUACAAUUUGUAAUUGUUUCAUGAGUGUUGAAAGGAUUUUGUUGUCCCAGAUUGUUCAGUCCUGGACCAACCGCGCAUCAGGACAAACAACAGCAUUUACAGGAGAGAACAGCAAAGGUCAAAUAAUAGCAGCCUGCUUCUUUGUUCCUAUUUUGAAGAAUGAUAAAAAAAGACAAUGAUUUUUCUCCACUCCAUUAUUUAUGAAAGAGAAUUGCUAGAGGAGGGGGAUAAGGUAAUGUUGGCCUCUUUUAACAUCUACUUAGAGAAAAUAUCCUUUUGGAAUUGUGAAUAACACAAGCAGUCUUUGAGAUUUUCAUCACAUUGGAGGCUCCUUUUGAAAACUGGCAAUCUGGAUUACUAAACCAAGCAAAGGAUUUUAAGAACAGUUUGGGGUAAUGAUGCAGCCCCUGGUUAGUAUUUCAAGUUUGCAUCUCAAACAAUGAGCUUCCUGCUUUAGACCUUGUGUUCCAUUAACAGCAAGAGCGGCCCUCUAAAUAAGAGUUUGGUUGGAACUUUAAUAACCCAAGGCCGCACUAUCCCUUUAGGACUAUCCCAGCAGUCAGUUUUAGAGAACAGAUAUUUAAUGGCUAUUAAAAAAAUCGAUCUAUAUAUAAUUGUGUCUUAGUGACACUCUAGAGCUGAGUUCCACGCAUCUUUAAUCCUUAUCAGCGGUCAGGUUCAUUAAGCAAAUCACUAAUCCAUAUCUGUUCCAAGGUUAAAGCACAUUAUGUGCUUGUCAUAGGGUGAGGAUUACUGGCCCAAUUAAACGUCCAGGAUCCCUAACCUACCGUGACCACUUCUGUUAUGCAACUGCGUCAUUAACCCCAGCUCUCAAAUUAAUUAUUGUUCAAUAAAUAAUCAUUAUACGGACUCGCUCGCUCAGGUCACACACCAUAAUACACAGUUGCUUCUGGCCCAGGCAAAACCUGAUCCAAUUUUCUGACAAUUAUUUUCCUGCCAGUUCUACAGUGCUGCCCAUCUUGGUCAUACAUUAGCCGAGGAUUGGUGAGGUUGAAAAUUUUAAUUAGCUUUGCAGCCUGUUUUCAGAUGCUCGCACCCCUACAAUAGAAUUAAAAAACUAAAAAAUGCUGUAGUGUUUGGAAAUUAAUGUUCUGGACUCUCCCAUCCUGUUAUUUGUAUGCAGGAUGAUAAAGAGUUGUACUGUACGUUUGUUAAAUCUGUGAAGGCUGACUAACAUAUUUUAUAUUUUCCUUCAGCUACAUGUCUUUUUGAUUGAAAGUUCUUAAAAUUUGGUGUGUGAAUUCAGGGAUUGUAUCAACUUUAUGAAUUCAGGGGUUGUAUGAACUUUAUGUUACAGCAUGCUUCAAACAGCAUUACAAGAAGAAAAGUAAAUACUAUCUUUAUGGCCCACUUCCAAAUCCUCUUGCUAUUUACAUGGGCUCAAACUACAAAGCAUACAAAUAAAGGUACGUGCCUUCUCAGUGAGCACACGAUUCUCCGUUCAACCGGUCUCGCCUGACAGGACUCAGGGCUGUCUGCCUCUUCUGCCCCAACCUCUUGACAUCCUCAUAAAACCUAGGGUUACACCUAACCAGUUCAAAACGUCUAGAAUGAACUUGUUUUGCUAUAUAUGAAGAUAUUUAAUUUGGAGAUAAAGACAAUGAAGAUAAUUUAAAUAUUCAGAAGUGUAAAUGGUGACAUCAUCUGUGACUAUAUUGAUUGACUUCCUUGUUGUUAACCCAGAGUGUUUCUCGGGCUUGGAAUUCUAUGUAAAAACGGUUAACCCCGAGUAUCUCUUAGGUCAGGCAGUAUUGUUUGUGUGUACAGUGUUAAGACCGGUCAACACUCUGGACAGUACUUUGCUGCCAUCUAGUGGAUAAAAUAACAUCAUGCUUCAAAAAAAUCAUUAAUAUUUCUAUUUUCCCACUCUAUAGUAACUCAUAAAUAAUCAUGGAGCCUUCAACUAAAACACACAAUGGUGGGUAAAGAAAAAAAUAUUAAAACCAUUUUAGAACAAACUGAAACUGAAUCAGUAGUUGAAUCAAGCGAUAGUUGUGACAAUGUAAAUGGGCUGACACCGAUAGUAAAACUGAUGCGUAGGGCGGUGUAUGACCAGACAGCCAAUUUGGUCGAAUGAAGCUUCAGAGUGGCAAAAAAGUAAAAUAUUGCGAUCUGGAGAAAGAACAAGAGAGAUCUUCGCCUCCUAAGUACUGUUCGCAAUGUUCAUGUCAGGGGAAAUGUGGAAGUCUUGCAGUGUGGUAGAGUACAAUAACCCAGUGGGUAGCGUCAAUUGUGUGGAACAGGCAGUGUCAUUCUGCCAUCUCAUGGACAAUCAGCAGAAAAAUAUUAUAAGAAAAUGUUAAAGAAACACGCAUCUGCUGCCCCAGUUACAACAGUCAGGCUGUGUGUUGGUGACUGUUUGUGAAAAUAUAUCGCACACAGGAUGUGUACUAAAUCUGCAUCAGUACAGCGGUGUGCACUCAACAGACUUUCUUACUGCAUUUAUGUUAACGUUUGGUAUUAACAUGUUUCUGUUACAAAUAAUACCAUUGAAACAAAUUCUACAAUUUUGGCACCUUUUUCCACGGUGAAACAUAAUGCUACGGAGGCUAGAACUACAUUUUUAGUGACUUUUUGUCAUGAUUUUUGUGCAAUUUGUUUCAUCGAUAUUUUUAACAGAAUACAACUAUAUCACUGUAGAAAUAUUUUUUGAAUGUGAUAUUUUUUUUUUUUUGUUUUUUGCCUGCUUUACCAACCAGUUUGAUGUUCUACAAUUUGAUGUGGGCUUAUGUUUGUCAAAUGUUGAUGUGACUGCUUUGUUUGAGACAUCAUAAUCUGAACGUCCUCUGUUUCUACAUGAGUGUAAAUUGAUGAAGCUAUACAAUAUAAAUGGCUCAGGUUCUGAAAAUAAGAAAUGGUUAUUUUGUAUUGUGAUUCACUGCAAAUCGUACGAUGGUAGCUAAUUUAUCAUUUGCCUGUCCUUAACAGUGACAAGAGCUGCAGAACAAACACUAGUCCAGCUAUGUGACUGUGUUCGCCAGUCAGAGUCAGUCCUGGCUUUGCCAGAACCCAUUUAUUAGCACGUUUUAUUAAUUGCGCAAAAGUAAUUCUGUUGUAAAUAAAUCCUUUUAGUCAGAAUACAGAGAAGCAUUGUAUAUACGUAAAGUAUUUUUCUAUAAACUCACAUCAUCCAGAAAGUACUAGCCCUACAGGACACUGAAACUGAUUUAUAUAUCACUAUCGACUUUACUCUUGCAAAAAAUGUACAUAGAUAUUGCUUUCUAAAUAUCUGGGUUGUUAAAACAUUUUUAAGUACCUUCAUGAAUAAACUUUUUAAGAACAGAUAGAAUUGUGAUAAUGCACUUCUACAAGUAUAAAUCAGAAGGUAUCAGACAAUAGUAUUAUAUAUAUAUAUAUAUAUUACAUUUACACAUAUGCAUUUUGUCUAUAUUUUUUGUAUCUAAAAACCUUCAAGUGAAAAAAAAACAAAAUAUUUUGGGUCUUUUAUGUGACCCAUUUGCUGCUAUUAUCUGUGCAUGUUAUAUUAACUGACAAAUUAAUUUGUACAAAGAAUCAAAGCUGAUUGUCGUACCAGUCAAUAAGUGAUGUUAGUUCUGCCUGCUGUAAAACUGAAUAUUUGUAUAUUUGUAUCUUUUUGUAGAAUUAAAGUUUACAAGUUUAAUUCUAGA